Messenger RNA from Plasmodium vivax (malaria parasite P. vivax), 2562 nucleotides. RefSeq lists its product as hypothetical. Gene Ontology annotation, biological process: regulation of DNA-templated transcription. Gene Ontology annotation, molecular function: DNA-binding transcription factor activity. The record is from RefSeq and is a predicted model, not a curated record. NCBI's taxonomy places the organism in Eukaryota, Apicomplexa, Aconoidasida, Haemosporida, Plasmodiidae. Bases 1 to 2562 code for a protein of 853 amino acids. The transcript has a single exon.
AUGGCCGGCAGCCUGGGGAACUCGGACGAGCUGCUGAAAGAGCUGGACCUGCAAAACUACGUGAGCUUCGUGAAGAGGUGCUUUAAAAAUGGAAUAAAAAAAGAGGAAGAGGACAUCUGCGCACAGGACUUGAGGAACCUGGCCAAGUGUCUCCCCAGGGUCUCCGGCGUGUGGUACGAUUUGCACAAAAACAGCUGGGAAGCCAGGUGGGCAGAAGGGACCAAAUCAGCCAGGAAAUACUACUCGGUGCAAAAGUUUGGAUUUCAUGAAGCGAGGAAACUAGCCAUCAAAACCAUCAAGACGAAGGAAAUCAAUUACAUAUAUAAUAGUAUAAACGAGGAUUUUAAUAAACCACUCAAGUGGAAUUUAAACAGUGAAUUCCUAGAGAUGAAUCAUGACCCUAUUAUUAAUUUGAAAAGGAAAUAUAGGUCCCCUAGUUGUAAGGUCAGGGAGAAGAAGAUUAAAAAGGACCCCAUCCAUGGGAACGUUGUGGGUAGGAAAAAUAAAGGGGAAAAGAAAAGCGCCGCUCAGACGAGGGGGGUGAGGAGGGGGCACGCCCACUACAGCUCUGCCGCGAGCUGCAGCGCCUCGCCGAAAAGUGGAACCCACAAGUUGGAGCAGCAGCAUGGCAUAUGGAGGGGCAAGCAGGAGGGGAAGAAAGCACCAAAUGGGGAGCUCACACCAAAUGGGGAGCUCACACCAAAUGGGGAGCUCUCACCAAAUGGGGAGCUCUCACCAAAUGGGCUGCUCCCACCAAAUGGGGAGCUCUCACCAAAUGGGCUGCUCCCACCAAAUGGGGAGCUCUCACCAAAUGGGCUGCUCCCACCAAAUGGGGAGCUCUCACCAAAUGGGCUGCUCCCACCAAAUGGGGAGCUCUCACCAAAUGGGCUGCUCCCACCAAAUGGGCUGCUCCCACCAAAUGGGCUGCUCCCACCAAAUGGGGAGCUCUCACCAAAUGGGCUGCUCCCUCUAAACGGGUUACACCCUCAUAGCACCUCCAACAACGAGGGGGAAGGCCACAGUGACGCUUCGCACUUCUUAGACGGCACCCCUUCCAAGCGGAGAAGCGACCAAGGAAUGGGCGACCCUACUAGCCAGCACGUCGUAGAAGGUGGUCUCCCCAAUACUCUCCUAAACGGGAAGGAAACAUCCACCAGCAUCGAAAUGGCGCUAUCUACAGAGGGAACCCCCCAGCCUUUUGUUCAUUUUGAUGAGGACAAUGGGAAGUGCCUAAGUGAGGAAGACCCUUUGGAGAAGGAGGACCUAUGCACCGUCAACGAAAAGGGGAAGAAUCCCUCCCGUACGGACAGUCUCAACGGUCACAUCAACGGGGUGAACGAUUAUCCCUCACUCCCCAUACGUACCCCCAGCGACUGCCUUAAAAUGGAGGAGAGCCAUUCGACCAAACCAGGUGGCGAUAGAGCGCCAAAGGAGGGGAACACACUCCACAAACAUACACUUCGCAAAAAAAACCCCAACUGCAAUAGGGAGGUGAACGGGAAGGAAAAAACAAACGUGGUGAAGUUCCCAGGCAGCAAAAUCCUGAGCUACAUGAGGCAACACAACAAGGCGAAGAACAAAAGCGCCCUGUAUGUUAAACAAAGUGGGCUCCUAAAAAUGGACUUGAAACAGCCACCUAGUAAGAUGCUCAGCAGGGAACAUGGCUCCGGGUGGAACCGAAAGAAUUUGAAGAAAAAAAAUUUGGUAAAUGAGAAAAGGACAGGCAUAAAUGGGGGGGCCCUUUUCGUUAAAAAGGUUAAAAGUUGUAAUCACGCGGAGGGGAAGAAGUGCAGGGGCUGCGACUUCAGGAGGAGGCAGCUGAGGGGCCUGCGCGGCCACGGCUCACUCUUCAUUUCGAGCAUGCUCCCCAACGGGGGGGAAACUUCCAAUGGGGAGGAGCCCCCCAACGUGGACCUGACGGAUCAACUCGGCACGGGUGAGGCCUUCCCCACGGAUGGGGAGGUGGACGCGCGGAAGGGCGACGAGGGGGGGAAACAGACAGGUAGGCAGCCGGGUGAACAGACGGUUAAGCAGUCGGGGCCCCUAAAGGAAGAAGCGCACAUGGAAGGCACAAAAACUGAGUACCCACAAACUGAGUACCCACAAAUGGAGUACCCCCAAAUGGAGCACCCCCAAAUGGAGCACCCCCAAAUGGAGCACCCCCAAACGGAGCGCACACCGGUGAGCGCCCCGAGGGGAGAAAAGGCCCAGCAGGUGAAGUGCUGCGUGGAGAUUAACCUAAAGGAAGUCAUCCACUCGGACACGCUAAGCAUUUUCAAAAAUGCAAUUAACUUGCUGCUAAACGACUUGAAGUGCAAAUGCGUGCCCCACCUGGACAAGCAGUUUUUGAACAUCCUGGAAAUCAUAGACAAUCACAUCAGCUACGUAAACUCCAUGCUCAGUGAGCACAUUUUAAUAACGUACGUGCACUUGUUUGAUAUUUGCGUGUCCAACAAUAUUCUGCCAAGUCAGUUGGACCAAAACGUGCAGAAGGUUUUUUGCAACGCGUUGAUUGCCUUUCACAUUCUCCUCUUUAACUUCCUGAGGGAUAGGCGGGGAUAG